UUUCUCCAUUAUGUGUCUUGCAUGCUUCGUGAUCUUUUUCAGCGGGUGAAGGAUCGUGUGCUUGUGUCAAAAAGGAAUGCAAUUUGUCGAUUAAUAAGGAAUUUAUCGAAAAUAACACGAAAUGAAACCUUUGAUGUUACACGGGCACGAGCGUGCCACCACUAAAAUUAAAUAUAAUAGAGAAGGAGAUUUGUUGUUCUCUGCGAGUAAAGACAAACAACCUAACGUUUGGUAUGCGCUGAAUGGGGAACGUCUUGGGACAUUUAAUGGUCACAAUGGUUCUGUAUGGUGCAUCGAUGUUACUUGGGACACCACACGCUUAUUAUCAGGUAGUGGUGACAAUACACUGCGAGUCUGGGAUUGUCAAACUGGCAAAGAAAUAGGCCAAUUGCACACAAACAGUUCUGUGAGAACGUGCGGGUUUAGUUAUUCAGCAAAUCUCGCUGUGUUCUCCACUGACAAAGCUUUGGGUCAUCAGUGCGAAAUGUUUAUUAUGGAUGUAAGAAAUGUUGAUUCUACAUUGUCGCAAGAGGAUGCAAUUUCUAGGAUCUCGGUCAAUGGUCCUAGAAUCUCUGCUAUAUUAUGGGGCGCAAUGGAUGAGACCAUUAUUACAGGCCACGAAGACGGUGAAAUUAAGCUCUGGGAUGUUAGGACGGGAAAGAAGUUGUCCAGCGUCAAAGGUCACAAAUCUCAAAUAAACGAUAUGCAAUUCAACAAGGAAGGUACAAUGUUUGUGACUGCGUCCAAAGAUCACACAGCAAAACUUUUCGACAGUGAAUCCUUAGUGCUACUGAAGACGUACAAAACGGAAAGACCUGUAAAUUCAGCUACAAUAUCACCAAUUUUUGAUCAUGUGGUUCUUGGUGGAGGUCAAGAUGCCAUGGAUGUUACUACAACGUCCGCACGACAAGGCAAAUUUGAUUCACGAUUCUUCCAUCUAGUAUUCGAAGAAGAAUUUGCACGUUUGAAAGGGCACUUUGGUCCCAUUAAUUCUCUCGCUUUUCAUCCCAACGGUCGCAGUUACUCGACAGGUGGAGAAGACGGAUAUAUACGUAUUAACAAUUUUGAUCAAUCUUAUUUUGAUUUCCACUUUGAGUAUUAAAUUUACAAUUGGAGACAUGUGUACAUGAUAAAAUAUAUAUCAUUCUACGAAAAAAUGUA
Molecule: messenger RNA, 1161 nt
Organism: Linepithema humile (Argentine ant)
Lineage: Eukaryota; Metazoa; Arthropoda; Insecta; Hymenoptera; Formicidae
Gene: eIF3i
Product: eukaryotic translation initiation factor 3 subunit i
Biological process (GO): cytoplasmic translational initiation
Cellular component (GO): eukaryotic translation initiation factor 3 complex, eIF3m; cytoplasm
Molecular function (GO): RNA binding; translation initiation factor activity; protein binding
Source: RefSeq, a predicted model, not a curated record